Molecule: messenger RNA, 9547 nt
Organism: Clarias gariepinus (North African catfish)
Lineage: Eukaryota; Metazoa; Chordata; Actinopteri; Siluriformes; Clariidae
Gene: elnb
Product: elastin b
Exons: 71
Coding region: 38-8434 (2798 amino acids)
Molecular function (GO): extracellular matrix structural constituent
Source: RefSeq, a predicted model, not a curated record
CCCAGGUUGCUAAAGGAAAGGGGUAUUGCAGAGCAGGAUGGCGAAGGGCAAGGCUCUUCUGCUCUUUCAUGGAUUUCUCCUGCUGGCUCUGUGUAGACCCUCACUUCAAGGAGGAGUCUACAUACCGGCUGCAGGAGGAGGAGGAGCCGGGCCUGGAGUAGGAGCUGGUAUUGGACCUGGUUUUGGACAAGGUGCUGGAGUUGGGCCAGGCGGAGGUCUUGGAGCUGGACUUGGUACUGGAAUUAGACCUGGGGGAGGCACUGGCACAGGAUUCGGUCCUGGAGGUCUAGGGACCGGAGCUCUUCCAGGGGGUGGUCUUGGUGCUGGUCCUGGAGGUGGACUGGGAACUGGACUGGGAGUUGGCACCAGUCCUGGAGCAGGAGUACCAGGGAGGUUUCUUGGCUACAAACCAGGGAAAACAGCCAGUCCUGGUGCAUUGGGAACCUUAUUUGGUACUGGCACUGGUGGGACAGGACUUGGAACUGGAGCAUUUGUUCCCGGAACUGGUGCAGGAGGAGUAGGACCAGGUGGUUUUGGUACAGGUCCUGGAACAGGUGGACCACUCACUGGAGGUUUUGGAACUGGUGGACUAGGCGGUGGUGGUUUGGGAACUGGAGCACUUGGAGCAGGAGCUGCUGGCAAGCCUCCAAAAACAGGGGCAGGAUAUGGUGCUCAGGGAAUUGGAACUGGUGCUCUUGGCGGUGGUGGAAUUGUGCCUGCAGGUGCAGGGCCUGCUUACGGAGGAAGGGGUGUCGGGGUUGGAAUUGGUCCAGGAGGAGUAGGUCCAGGAGGAGUUGGCCCAGGUGGAGUUGGUCCAGGAGGAGUUGGCCCAGGUGGAGUUGGCCCAGGUGGAGUUGGUCCUGGUGGAGUUGGUCCAGGAGGAGUUGGUCCAGGAGGAGUUGGCCCAGGUGGAGUUGGCCCAGGUGGAGUUGGUCCUGGUGGAGUUGGUCCAGGAGGAGUUGGUCCUGGUGGAGUUGGUCCAGGAGGAGUUGGUCCUGGUGGUGUUGGCCCAGGUUAUGGUCCAAGUGGAGUAGGAGUAGGCAUCGGUAGGAAACCUCCAAAACAGGGAGGUUUGGGUGGACUUGGCAUUGGAGUUGGUCCAGGAGGGACUGUUCCAGGAGGAGUAGGACCAGGUGGAGUUGGCCCAGGAGGAAUUGUUCCAGGUGGAGUUGGUCCAGGUGGAAUUGGUACAGGAGAAGUUGGACCAGGAGGAGUUGGGCCAGGUGGAGUUGGACCAGGUGGAGUUGGUCCUGGUGGAGUUGGCAUAGGUUAUGGUCCUGGUGGAGUAGGAGUAGGACUUGGUGGAAAAUCCAGAAAACUAGGUCCUGGUGGAGUCGGAUUUGGUCCUGGUGGAGCUGGAUUUGGUCCUGGUGGAGCUGGAUUUGGUCCUGGUGGAGCUGGCAUUGGUCCUGGUGGAGUUGGAUUUGGCCCUGGUGGAGCUGGAUUUGGCCCUGGUGGAGCUGGAUUUGGUCCUGGUGGAGUUGGAUUUGGCCCUGGUGGAGCUGGAUUUGGCCCUGGUGGAGCUGGGGUUGGUCCUGGUGGAGCUGGAGUUGGUCCUGGUGGAGCUGGAGUUGGCCCUGGUGGAGCUGGGGUUGGUCCUGGUGGAGCUGGAGUUGUUCCUGGUGGAGCUGGGUUUGGUCCUGGUGGAGCUGGAGUUGGCCCUGGUGGAGCUGGAAUUGGUCCUGGCGGAGCCGGGUUUGGUCCUGGUGGAGCACCUAUUUUGCCACAAACCGGAUUACCAGGUACUGGAACAGGCCCUGGCCGCAAACUUGGCAAGACAGGGAAGGCACCAGUACCAGGCAUUAGUGUUCCUGGGUUGUAUCAGGGUGGUAUUGUUCCUGGACAAGGUUUCGGUGGCCAAGGAGUUCUGCCAGGUGUAGCUACUGGAUCUCAGACUGCUCAGCUUGGUCAAGGUGGACUUGGGGCCAAUGGUGGUCGUGGGAGCUUUCCUGGACAACAGUUGCCAGGAGUGUUUCGUGGAUACCCUCUUAUUUCACCAAAGUCUGGAGGACCUGGCUCAGCUAAGUCUCAGGCUAAAGCUGCUAAAUAUGCAGCUGGGCUUGGUUUAGGAACUGGAAUAGGUGGUGUACCUGGGGCUGUUCCUGGAGCAGGUGCUGUAACUGGAGCAGGAGGUGUACCUGGUGCUGCACCUGGUGUAGGUGGUAUACCUGGUGUUGUUCCUGGAACAGGUGGUGUUCCUGGAGCAGGUGGUGUACCUGGUGCAGUACCUGGUGUAGGUGGUGUACCUGGUGUUGGUGCUGGUUCUGGAAGCUUAUAUCCCAGUGGUGCUGGUAUCUACCCAGGAGGUAUCGGUGUAGGUGGCCUACCUGGACUUGGAACUGGUGCUCUUCCUGGAUCUGGGCUUGGGACUGGUGGACUUCCAGGCUCUGGUCUGGGAGUUGGUGGACUUCCUGGAUCUGGUCUGGGAGCUGGUGGACUUCCAGGGUCUGGACUUGGAGUUGGGCGACUUCCUGGCUCUGGUGUUGGAGUUAGUCCUGGAGUUUCAGAUUAUGCUGCUGCCAAAGCACGAAAAUAUGCUCAGCUUGGUGGUCCUGGUGGGGCCUUAGGUGCUGGAGGAUUGCCAGGGGGUCUUGGGACUGGUGGGCUUUCUGGCUUGGGACUGGGAGCUGGUGCACUUCCUGGGUCUGGACUUGGAGCUGGUGCACUUCCUGGGUCUGGAGUGGGAGCUGGUGGACUUCCUGGGUCUGGAUUGGGAGCUGGUGCACUUCCUGGGUCCGGACUUGGAGCUGGUGCACUUCCUGGGUCCGGACUUGGAGCUGGUGGACUUCCUGGGUCUGGACUAGGAGCUGGUGCACUUCCUGGGUCCGGACUUGGAGCUGGUGGACUUCCUAGCUCUGGACUUGGUGCUGGUAGACUUCCUGGCACCGGUCUGGGAGUUGGUCCUGGAGUUUCAGAUUAUGCUGCCGCCAAAGCACGAAAAUAUGCCCAGCUUGGAGGUCCUGGUGGGGCCUUAGGUGCUGGAGGAUUUCCAGGAGGUCUUGGGACUGGUCAACUUCCUGGCUCGGGACUGGGAGCUGGUGCACUUCCUGGGUCUGGACUCGGAGCUGGUGGACUUCCUGGAUCUGGACUUGGAGCUGGUGGACUUCCUGGGUCUGGACUUGGAGCUGGUGGACUUCCUGGGUCUGGACUGGGAGCUGGUGGACUUCCUGGGUCUGGACUUGGAGCUGGUGGACUUCCUGGCUCUGGACUUGCAGCUGGUGGACUUCCUGGCUCCGGUCUGGGAGUUGGUCCUGGAGAUUAUGCUGCUGCUAAAGCACGAAAAUAUGCACAGCUUGGAGGUCCUGGUGGGGCUUUAGGUGCUGGAGGAUUGCCAGGAGGACUUGGAACUGGUGCACUUCCUGGCUCGGGACUGGGAGCUGGUGGACUUCCUGGAUCUGGUCUAGGAGCGGGGAGACUUCCUGGGUCUGGACUUGGAGCUGGUGGACUUCCUGGCUCUGGUGUUGGAGUUAGUCCUGGAGUUUCAGAUUAUGCCGCCGCCAAAGCACGAAAAUAUGCUCAGCUUGGAGGUCCUGGUGGGGCCUUAGGUGCUGGAGGAUUGCCAGGAGGUCUUGGAACUGGUAGACUUCCUGGGUCUGGACUUGGAGCUGGUGGACUACCUGGGUCUGGACUUGGAGCUGGUGGACUACCUGGGUCUGGACUUGGAGCUGGUGGACUUCCCGGGUCUGGACUGGGAGCUGGUGCAGUUCCUGGCACUGGAAUUGGAGCUGCUGGACUUCCUAGCUCUGGACUUGGAGCUGGUGCACUUCCUGGCUCUGGUCUGGGAGUUGGUCCUGGAGAUUAUGCUGCUGCCAAAGCAAGAAAAUAUGCUCAGCUUGGAGGUCCUGGUGGGGCUUUAGGUGCUGGAGGAUUGCCAGGAGGACUUGGAACUGGUGCGCUUCCCGGCUCGGGACUGGGUGCUGGUGGACUUCCUGGGUCUGGUCUGGGAGCUGGUGGACUUCCUGUCUCUGGUCUGGGAGGUGGGAGACUUCCUGGGUCUGGACUUGGAGCCGAUAGACUUCCUGGGUCUAGUUUGGGAGCUGGUGGACUUCCUGGCUCUGGUCUAGGAGCUGGUGGACUUCCUGGGUCUGGUUUUGGAGCUGGCGGACUUCCUGGGUCUGGGCUUGGAGCUGGAGGACUCCCUGGGUCUGGACUUGGAGCUGGUGGACUCCCUGGCUCUGGUGUUGGAGUUGGUCCUGGAGAUUAUGCUGCUGCCAAAGCACGAAAAUAUGCUCAGCUUGGAGGUCCUGGUGGGGCUUUAGGUGCUGGAGGAUUGCCAGGAGGACUUGGAACUGGUGUGCUUCCUGGCCUGGGACUUGGAGCUGGUGGACUUCCUGGGUCUGGACUUGGAGCUGGUGGACUUCCUGUGUCUGGUUUGGGAGCUGGUGGACUUCCUGGCUCUGGACUUGGAGCUGGUGGACUUCCUGUGUCUGGUUUGGGAGCUGGUGGACUUCCUGGCUCUGGUCUAGGAGCUGGGAGACUUCCUGGGUCUGGACUUGGAGCUGGUGGACUUCCUGUGUCUGGUCUAGGAGCUGGUGGACUUCCUGGCUCUGGUGUUGGAGUUGGCUCUGGAGAUUAUGCUGCCGCCAAAGCACGAAAAUAUGCUCAGCUUGGAGGUCCUGGUGGGGCUUUAGGUGCUGGAGGACUGCCAGGAGGACUUGGAACUGGUGCGCUUUCUGGCUCGGGACUGGGAGCUGGCGGACUUCCUGGAUCUGGUCUGGGAGCCGGGAGACUUCCUGGAUCUGGACUUGGAGCUGGUGGACUUCCUGUGUCUGGUCUGGGAGCUGGUGGACUUCCUGGCUCUGGUUUGGGAGCUGGUGGACUUCCUGGCUCUGGACUUGGAGCUGGUGGACUUCCUGGGUCUGGGCUUGGAGCUGGUGGACUCCCUGGAUCUGGACUUGGAGCUGGUGCUGGAGAUUAUGCUGCUGCCAAAGCACGAAAAUAUGCUCAGCUUGGAGGACCUGGUAGGGGUUUGAGUGCUGGAGGAUUGCCAGGAGGACUUGGAACUGGUGGGGUUCCUAGCUUGGGACUGGGAGGUGGACGACUUCCUGGGUCUGGUCUGGGAGUUGGUGGACUUCCUGGGUCUGGUCUGGGAGCUGGUGGACUUCCUGGGUCUGGUCUGGGAGCUGGGGGAUCUCUUGGGUCUGGUCUGGGAGCUGGUGCACUUCCUGGUUCUAGUCUGGGAGCUGGUGCACUUCCUGGGUCUGUGCUUGGAUCUGGUGGACUUCCUGGCUCUGGGCUUGGCCCUGGUGGACUUCCUGGCUCUGGGCUUGGCCCUGGAGGACUUCCUAGCUCUGGUGUUGGAGUUAGUCCUGGAGAUUAUGCUGCUGUGAAAGCACGAAAAUAUGCUCAGCUUGGAGGUCCUGGUGGGGCCUUAGGUGCUGGAGGAUUGCCAGGAGGACUUGGAACUGGUGGGGUUCCACGAAUGGGACUGGGAGCUGGUGGACUUCCUGGGUCUAUUCUGGGAGUUGGCGGACUUCCUGGCUCUGGUCUGGGAGCCGGUGGACUUCCUGGGUCUGGUCUGGGAUCUGGGAGACUUUCUGGGUCUGGACUUGGAGCUGGUGCGCUUCCUGGGGCUGGACUUGGAGCUGGUGGACUUCCAGUUUCAGGUGUUGGAGCUGGAGGAAUUCCAGCCUCUGGAGUUGGACCUGGAGGAUAUGCUGGAGCCAAAGCACGAAAAUAUGCUCAGCUUGGAGGACCUGGUGGGGCUUUGGGUGCUGGGGGAUUGCCAGGUGGAUUGCCAGGAGGAUUACCAGGGGGACUUGCAACUGGUGGUCUGGGAGGCAGUGGACUUGGAGGAGCUCUAUUGCCGGCUGGAGGAGUUGGAGGGCUCCUGGGUGGAGGACUUGGACCUGCUACUGGAACUGGCGGCCUUGGAGCUGGAAGUGUACCUGGUGCUGGCCUUGGACCUGGAGGUGUGGCAGGUGCUGGCCUUGGACCUGGAGGGUAUGCUGGAGCCAAAGCUCGCAAAUAUGGAUUCCCAGGGGGGACCGGUGGGACUGCAGGAGCAGGAUUACCUGGAGGAUUGGGAGGGGUGGCUGGUGGUGGAUUAGGGCCAGGAGUACCAGCUGGUGGUCUUGGUGCUGGAGUGGCACCAGGAGGUGGAGUAGGAACUGGAGGUGUACCAGCUGGAGGCUAUGGGCCUGGUGGAGUACCUGGGGGAUAUGGUCCUGGUGGAGUACCUGGGGGAUAUGGUCCUGGUGGAGUACCUAGUGGCUAUGGUACAGGAUAUGGACCAGGUUCAAAAGCUGCUAAAUACGGGCAAUUAGGAGCAGGAGGAGCACUUGGCAGUGGAACAGGAGGAGUACUUGGCACUGGACAGGCUGUGCCAGGGGGCUUUGGAGGUGCAGUUCCUGGUGCAGUUCCUGGCAGUGGACCAGGCACUGGCCUUGGAAGCUAUGGAGGAUACGGACCAGGGGGUAAACCACCUAAAUAUGGUCAACCUGGUUUUGGAACUGGGACUGUGUUAGGUGGAGCCGGGUCAGUGCCUGGUGUUGUUGGAGCAGGAACCACAGCGACUGGAGUAGGGAGUGGAAUUGCAACUGGUGCAGCCGUUGGUGGGGCAGGAGGGGUACCAGUGACUGGAAGCAAGGCAGACAAAUAUGAUGUUCCAGGCAUCAUAGGAGGAGCAAUAGGAGGAACAGGAGCUCCAGGGAGUGUACCAACACCAUCCACAGGUCAGAGGACCAUAACAGAUGAUGAUGGAGGUUUCAGGACCGGUAAUGACACUACAGAAGGACCAGGUGCUACAAAGGCCCCUAAGUUGGGGGAAACUGGCGGAGUCAUAGAGGGAUCUGGAAACUCUGUUGGUGGUGUUCUAGGUGAAGGCGUUAGUGUUGGCCCUAUCGAUGGGGAUGGACUUGAUGGAGUUACUGGGACAGGAAUACCCAUUCUAGCUGGCAGUAAACCAGGUGGAACAGGAGGGCCGAUACCAGAAACUGGAACAAGAAUCGGUGACAUUGGUCAACUUCAGCCAUCAGGUGGCAGAUUAGGCGAUGUUCUACCAGGAGCCAAACCUCUGAAACCGCCAGGUGGUGUCAUACCUGGGCGUGGCGAUACUCCGGGUAGAAUUAUCGAUGAGACAAGGGGAACUAGCAUUGGAGUUGGUGGAGUUGAAGGUGGCCUAGGCGGAGUUGGCGGAGGGCCAGGCGGAGUGGAUGGGAGUCGAGGUGCAGUUGGAGGAGGGCCAGGUGGAGUUGGAGGAGGGCCAGGUGGAGUUGGAGGAGGUCCAACCAUAAUUGGAGGAGGGCCAGGCGGAGUUGGAGGAGGGCCAGGUGGAGUUGGAGGAGGGCCAGGCGGAGUUGGAGGAGGUCCAGGUGGAGUUGGAGGAGGUCCAGGUGGAGUUGGAGGUGGGCCAGGCGGAGUUGGAGGUGGGCCAGGUGGAGUUGGAGGAGUUCCAGGUGGAGUUGGAGGUGGGCCAGGUGGAGUUGGAGGAGGACCAGGUGGAGUUGGAGGAGGACGAGAUGGAUUGAGUACCAGUCCUGCAGGCGGAACAGUUAAGCCCCCCAAAGGAUACAUUAGUACAGGUGGAGGACUCCUUGCUGGCACUGGAGGCCCAGGUGGAGUGAUAGGGCCUGGAGUAACAACAGGAACUGGCUUUUUACCUGGAAGCAGCAGUCUAUUGCCAGGAGGCACAGGAGCAGGAACUGGAGGUUAUGGUACGGUGGGAGGUUUAGGUACCAGCAGCCUUCUUCCAGUAAAUGGUAUAAGAUUUCCAAGCGGAGCUGCUGUAGGUAGCAAAGGUCCUGGAUACGGACCUGGAAAGCCAGCCAAAAGCUACUGGGGAACUGGAACACAGGGUGGACUGGGAGGCCCAGGAGGAGCUGGAGGAGUUCCUGGAGGUGUUGGCACUGGUCUAGGAGGAGUUGGUGGAGGUCAAGGAAGCAUUGGUGGAGGACCUGGUGCAGUUGGAGGUGGCCUGGGUGGUCAAGGAGGAGGUUUGGGCUACCCGGCCGGGGCGGGACUAAGAGCUGGGAAACCUGGCAAAUCAGGACUUGGCAGUUUAGGUGGAGCGGGAGGCCUAGGACUUGGAGGUACAGGUGGGGCUUUAGGAGGAGGUCCUGGUGGUGUAGGUGGAGGGCUAGGAGGCAUAGGAGGAGGACUUGGUGUCCCAGGUCAGAUCUACCCAGGCGGUGCUGGACUAGGAGCUGGAUUUGGGAAGCCUGGUAAAUCAGGGUAUGGCACCGGUGCCUUGGGGGGUCGAGGUUACCUGCCAGGUGGUGGAGUGCCCGGAUACGGUGGCGCUGGUGCGGGCGGCUACCAGCAGCCGAUCCCAGGUUAUGGUGGAGUUGGACCAGGAGGAGCUGGAAGUGCACCACUUACACCUCAACAAUAUAAAGCAGCCAAAUAUGCGGCUCUCCAGGGUGCUCUAGGUGCUGGAGGCUACAGAGGAGGUGCUGGGUGCCAAGGUAAAUACUGCGGGAGGAGGAGGAAAUGAGAGCCCUGCAACGAGAAGUGACCUCAUGACCAAGUGGUGCUACUGCAAAACAUAAUUUCGGAUGUACUUUUUCAUUUCCAGCAGGAGAAAAAUAAACAUCUUCCCGCUCAAAGUGCACCUCGUGACACAAGACAAACGUGCAGCGUUACUCUGUACAUACUGUAGCUUUGAUCCCAGGUCGGAGGCAGUAUGCACUUGCCCCGUAAACCCCAAGUUUAUUUCACACACACUUAAAAGGCAGGCUUCGUUCCAGUACCCAAGGGUUCGGCAAGUUCACUGCAACCUCACUAUACAUUACAUUAGCUAGACGUUUUCCCAGGCAACACAAAAACACCAGGACUCCCUGGCUACACCUCAGCCUGUCAGCCUUCACUUUCACUUCCAUAACUGCAUAUUUAGUCAUGCUGUAUGGGGAGAUGUUGCUGCUAUGUACUGUAACGGACAAACUGUGAUAGUAAUAUCAAGUUGUCUUUAAGCUAAGUGGUUCAGGCCACCUCAUCACCUAAUUUAACACUUGCUUUUCUCUCUUUUUUUUAUUAUUUUUUUUCCAUGGUGCCAUAUAUAUAUUGUUUUUUUCUAUUAAGGCACGCUCCUCAUAGAUGUCGGUGUGUUUGCCAUGUGCAUUUACAUUGUAUUGAACAAACGGUACGUUCUGCUGUAGGAAGCAUGUGAUCAAAGUACUGAGGAAUGCAAGUUCAUGACACCUCAGGAUAUUACGGUAGUUCUCAUCUAGCUUUUGAAAUAGUGAGAUCUGAAAUUUUCUUUCUUUCACUUACAUUUCAUUAAAUUAAUUCAUUGUAUUUUGGAUUUUUUUUAUUUUUUAUCCUUACGCAUUUAUCCUUAGCAGUGUCCGAGUUUGUGUGAUUUCUCACCAUUUUUUUUGUUUGUUUCUUUGUUUGUUUACAUUUGUGAAUCAUGUAUCAGUAUUUCAAAAAGAAACCUGAGAUAAUGGGAAUGAUGGUUCAUUUACCGAAUCUUAUUCAUUACCAGCAGGUUUGCAAUGUUUACCUUUCGAUUUAAACCUUGGAAAUCCUAUACAACUCUUUUCAUGUGAUGUAUUUUAUAUAUAUUUUUUGUUUUAAACUAAAUAACAAAAUAAAGGAUAUUAAAGAU